ACUCGAAAGGCUAAUGGCAGUGGUGCCAAUGUUGGUAGCAGACUGGUAUAUAAAUACCAGAACACGUUAUACAUCAGAUUUAUUAACUUUCAGCGCUCCUCAACUACAAUAUGGAUUACUUUGUGCCUUUGCAGUUCGAUAAUCGUCCGAUUAAAUUACCCAUACAGAUAACGGGUUACAAAUUCAAUUGCCUUUGGCCACUCAAAGAGGACGCCAGCGUCUUAUGGCGCUUGUUCAAUAACGUCUGUCUCAGUGUGAGCGUACUCUGUUAUAUCGGCACUAUUUUGGGCGAAUUUACCUUCAUUGCCGAGAACCUGUGCACCUCCUUCAUGGGCGUGCAAUAUAUAAUACGUAUAUUUGUGCUGCUCAGUCGACAGCGUCCGUUGCGACAACUACUGCGAAACUUCUAUCGUGACAUUUAUUUUACCGACGCUGAUGAUGCAGCACUCUGCAAGGAAAUCAACUCGAUAAUACGUUUCAUCAAUAUAUUCACGCAAUUCUACUAUGUGCCGAUGGUGCUGAUACUCGGGCUGUACGUGUACGAAGUGGCGAGCGUCGGUAUGGCGUCACCUGACAAACCGUUCAUCUAUCGCAUGUCCUUUCGUUGGUAUGACGCACAGGCACCGCUGCAAUUCAUCAUCACCGCCAUCUACUCCGGUUGGCUGACGAUUUCGUGUGUGACAAUAUGGACCGCCGAGGAUUAUACGCUCUGCAUGGUCCUCUGUCAUGCCAGUUUUCGCUAUAAGAAAUUGCGCUUGGAUUUGGAGCAACUGCUGGAGACGGCACGUGCGGAUCUCAGGAGCGGCGAGACACGUUGCACGAAUCUGAAUUUGCAUAUAGCCUUUCGGCGACGUCUUUGCGAUAUUUUCCAGCGGCAGCAACGUUUGAAUGGCUUCGUUGCCGAGGCCAAGGCUCAUUUCACCCACCAAAUAUUCUACGUUAUGUCCUUUGGCGUUCUGCUGUUGUGCGUUGUGUCCUUUCAAUUUCAAAGCUCUCCAAUCAGCGUGGAGUGGAGCAAAUAUAUUUCUUGGAUCAUUUCGCAAACUUCGCAAUUUCUGUUAAUUGGCUAUUUCGGUCAAAUGCUGAUGGAUGAGACCACGGAGCUGCGUAACAGCUUCUACUGUUGCCGCUGGGAGGAUUUGUUGGCGCUCGGCGAUCUGCGUAGCAAUAAAUUGUUGUUGGGUGACGUACAAUUUGCCAUCAUGAAUUCGCAGGAACCCAUCGUUUUCGAUGGUAUGAAAUUUUUUCCAUUAACUUACAGCACCGUGAGUUCGGCUCUGCGCUCUGCUGUUUCGUAUUUUAUGUUUUUGAACACCAUGAGCGAAAAUUGAUUUAUUGUAGUAUUUACUCUUGCUUACGUAACUUGGUAGUCGUGCUGGGCUUGGAAUGCUGUGAGAAAUAAAAUA
This is a messenger RNA of Zeugodacus cucurbitae (melon fly), 1406 nucleotides long. Its product is annotated as odorant receptor 13a-like. The transcript is spliced from 7 exons. Gene Ontology annotation, cellular component: plasma membrane. Gene Ontology annotation, biological process: detection of chemical stimulus involved in sensory perception of smell; sensory perception of smell. Gene Ontology annotation, molecular function: odorant binding; olfactory receptor activity. Bases 111 to 1331 code for a protein of 406 amino acids. The record is from RefSeq and is a predicted model, not a curated record. NCBI's taxonomy places the organism in Eukaryota, Metazoa, Arthropoda, Insecta, Diptera, Tephritidae.